Molecule: messenger RNA, 4423 nt
Organism: Dreissena polymorpha
Lineage: Eukaryota; Metazoa; Mollusca; Bivalvia; Myida; Dreissenidae
Exons: 8
Coding region: 502-1599 (365 amino acids)
Biological process (GO): purine nucleotide biosynthetic process; 5-phosphoribose 1-diphosphate biosynthetic process
Cellular component (GO): cytoplasm; ribose phosphate diphosphokinase complex
Molecular function (GO): ribose phosphate diphosphokinase activity; magnesium ion binding
Source: RefSeq, a predicted model, not a curated record
UUGAUACACUUUUAUUCUAUUUCCCAAUACUAGUCACGACGCAGGAGUAUAUUGAUUCGAUUAUUGGAAAUUUCUACCUUGACAGCAUAUAUUGUCAUUGAUGCACAAUUUGUAUAAAUAACUUUAGCAUUCACUGAUUGAGUGGUUAAAUAAGAUAUUUCGAGAUCUUGAUUUCUGUUUCAAGUGACUUCUUCUAUUUGGAGUGGUUAUUGGGAAGAUGUUGUGUACUGUGUUUGAUACUGAGUGAAAGAGAAUUAGCAUAUUUGCACUUUAUAACACUUAUUGUGGGAUAGGACAGUUGCUUGAAAUGAUAACUGUAUACUUAUCAUGUAGUUAAUGUCCACUCUUCAGUAUGAAUGCUCAAUACUUAAAAAAAGGAUUAUUUCUCAUAGCAGGAAGUGAAUUCAUAAGUCGAGAAUCCAGUGGUUAAGACAAUAGAAUUUUCAUGUGAUUUUAUUGAUUUUAUCGUAAAUAUCUGUUCCUUCCAAUCAUAAAAACAAAAUGGAUUUCAUAUUAGGCGUACCAAUGUCCAGCGCAUCGGAACCUGUUUUGUUGUAUGCUCACCCGAGCAUGCAUCGACUAGCGGAACAGAUCGCUGAGAGAUGCGGUCAGAGAGCGAGAAAAUCAGAGGAAGGCUUGAGCCCUGCCAGCCAGCAACAUCUCAAGACCCCGUUUCAUAGAUCCCUUUCCAGUGCUCAAAUGGAGCCAUUAUUCAGAAGUGUGGAGUACCGAAACACAAUCAAAUGGGACAAGUUCCAAGAUGGCUUCCCUAACCUUUUCAUUGGUGAUGUGCAUUGCAUGAUGGGAAAAGACGUGAUAUUUCUUGGCAGCUUCCAUGACCCCAGCGUGAUAUUUGAACAGCUCUCGGUCCUAUACAUGUUUCCAAGGUACCUUGCUCGCUCCUUUCACUUCAUACUGCCGUAUUUCCCUACUGGGACCAUGGAGAGAGUGGACAUGGAAGGGCAGAUAGCUACAGCAAAGACUUUAGCCAUCAUGAUGUCCUCUAUACCGCUCACCGCCCGCGGUCCCGUGCAGAUCUGUAUAUUCGAUAUACACGCGCUACAAGAGAGGUUCUACUUUUCAGACAACGUCAUUCCCAGACUGGAAUCCGCCAUACCUAUGAUCAUGUCUACCCUGGAAACACUGCCUGACAAGGACAACAUCGCCAUAGCUUUCCCGGAUGACGGGGCGUUCAAACGAUUCCACCUAUUUUUCUCACAUAAAUACGAUACGAUCACAUGUGUGAAGAUCCGUGAAGGGAACAAGAGAAUAGUGAAAGUGAAAGAUGGAAACCCCGACGGCAAACAUGUAGUCGUUGUGGAUGAUCUGGUACAAACUGGAGGAACGUUGAUAAACUGUGGAGAGGCACUCGUAGAAAAAGGUGCAAAAGCCGUCAGCGCCUACGUAACGCACGCGGUGUUUCCCAAUGAUAGCUGGAGGAAGUUUACAAACGGGGAUUUCAGGUUCCAGAACUUCUGGAUCACAGACUCGAUCCCCCACGCUGUGGAGAUUGCCAAGCAUGAGCCAUUCAAGCUGCUCUCUCUCUGCGAACCAAUCAGCAAGAUGUUGAUGGUGUUUGACCUCAAAAUGCAGACCUAGACGCCAUUAACGGCAUGGUGGACACGUGAUAUUGCUUACGAAUUUGGGCAUGUUGUUUGACCUCAAAAUACACAGCUAAAUCGACACACUUAAAGAAGGCAAUCAGCAGCAUGAUAAACACAUGACUUUUCCUUAGAAUUGUGAGCUAUUGCCAUUAUACUCGCACACUUAGAAUACGGCAAUCAUCAGCAUGGUGAUUAUAUGAUUAGCCUUAGAAUGUCGAACAAUUCUUAAUGUAUUUUGCCAUAGUAGGCACACGUGGAUUAUCAUAAUUUAAAUUUACACUAAGUAGACCGAUUACAGAAAAUUGGUCUCCGUUAAGUACUCGUUUAGUGUCGCGUUUACAUCUGCGAUGUCCACACGCUUUUAUUGUCGGAAAAGCUGUGUAAAAUGAUUAAAUCGGCAAGAUACCCAAGUAGAUUAAUCAGACACACUAAUAUGUUGUAUUGAAGUUUUCAGUUAUAUAAACGUUAUUUAAAUAUGAAAUAGUUAAUGAAAUCGAUCUAAGCGAAAUAGUUAUUUUUUUCUAGUAUAUAUUAUACUUUAAGCUUCAUUAAGAAACAAACAAAUGUGCAAAAUGAUAAACACGUUGUCCUCUUUACGUGGUUUGUAUGUCAAAUACUCCUGAGCAGUACUGUAAGAGUGUUUCAAGUUGUUCUCUAUUCGCGUUGAUCAUGUAAUGUUCUUGCUGCACCCGCAGCUUAAAGGUGAAGAUAGAUCGCCAAACUUAAUUGUGAAACAUGAGUAAAAUCAAUCAAUUGUUUAGCUGUUAGUUGUUAUAAAAUGUUGAACGUGGAAAUUAAUUUAUUACAAUCGAUAAUAGUUGGAUUAUGAUUGUACUUGGUAGUUGACUGCAGAGCAGGGACCGUAUUCACCAACCCAUUCUUAGACUUAAGAAUACAUAAUAUACUUGGGACCAAGAGAAAUGCUUUCAGUGUUUGAAUAUAUACAGGCCUCCACUGGUGGUUUUGUCAUUAACAUAAUGUUCUACUUAAAGAAUGAUAUUGAUAGAGGUUUUUGACUCAAUAUUCAAGAAUUUUUUUAAUACAUAAAUUUAAAGAAUAUUUUUAUGUCCCCCGGGGGGUGGCAUUUUUUUUAUAUUUAUAUAGUAAAACAAGCUUGUGAACACUCUAGAAAUCACAUUUUUUGCCCAAUCAUCAUGAAACUUGGUACAAAUAUUGGUUUUAUAUAUAUUACAUAAUUAAUGCCAUAAUUAUUGCCCUUAGAUUGUCCAAAUUUUCAUUAUAUUAUACAAAAUCCUUGUUAACACUCUAGAGGUCACAAUUUUGUUUCAGAUUUUAUGAAUCUUGGUCAUAAUAUUUAUUUUUGUUAGCAAAGUUUGAUGUUUGGUAAGGGGGGAUCAACUCAAAAUAUAGGUCACCAGGUCAAAUCUUACAAAAACAAAAACACUCCAUAUGCAAGAGUUUUGGUUCAAUAAUGAUGAAACUUGACCAGGAUGUUUGUCUGGACAAUAUCUAGGUCAAGUUUGACGUUUGGUAAAGAUUUAAUGAACCGACUCCUCUCAGGUGAGCGAACUAGGGCCAUCUUGGCCCUCUUGUUUUGUUUGCGUCAAACUUUAACAUUGGUCAUAACUUUUGCAAUAUUGAAGAUAACAACUUGAUAUUUGACAUGCAUGUGUAUCCCAUGGAGCUGCACAUUUUGAGUGGUGAUAGGUCAAGGUCAUCUUUCAAGGUCAAAGGUCAAAUAUAUGGGGGGACAUAGUGUUUCACAAACACAACUUGUUAUUCUUAGACAUAAGUCGAAGAAUUGUUUGGUGAAUAUGGGCCCGGAUCUUCGCGUAUUUGACUGGUAGUCUGUACGACUUUAUAGUUCGGAAUCGGCCUUAAAGUCUGCGUAACUUCCAAGCAUACUAGUGUAAAAAGACGUAUGAACUUUUGCUAAAUUAUCCAUCGUGCAAUACAACUGCUAACAGUGCUUUGGAGCGAACAACAAAUUUUAGACUUUGAAAGUUGCAGUCAUGGAAUUAUCAUACACACACCACAUCAUUAUCAAACAGUGACAAUAUCCAUAAUAUUUACAUCAGAUGAUCCAAAUUAUAAAUCACCCUUAACGAAAAGUCUAAAACACGUGAAGUAAAAAAGAACAUUGAAUACAGUUAACGAUAUUCUAUUAUUUUUCUACGAAAAUGUGCAGGUUCGUAUAUAUGCACAUUUGUACUGCCAACAUUUUCAAUAAUAAUAAGCAACCUGUAAAAAUCAGGGGCCAUAAUGUUCAUAUGACCAAUUUCUUACAAAUAUUUACAAAUAACAAACAUACAUUGUCAUAAAGCUUAACCGUCUUUCGUGAAUAGUGGAAGCGUGUUCGUCGUUCGUUCCGUGUAUGGUAUUACUUAUAAUUAUUACAUUGAUUGUAAUACAAAGUGAUUCUAGCGUUAAAUAGUAUAUCAAUUUCAACAUAUUUGAAAUCCGCCCUGUAUUUCAAUGAAAAGCAGUAUUGCUAAUGAAUGUGAUAUAAUAAAUGGGGUAUGCUUACAAUGUUGUCUGGCUUAGCAUAUCUGUAGCAUACUACACGAUCUUAAGUUUUUGCAAUAAUGUAUGUGCUAUUAGAUUUAGUUGUUAAUAAAUGUUCAUAGUUCGUAUAACAAUCCUUACAACAACUGAAAUGCGCACCAUUCGGUGUACUUCGAUAACAAGGUUAUUUUUAUCCAAAUAAAAGUUUUAAGAUUAAAAAAAUGUAUGUUAAAAUGUUUUUGUUUUAUGAAUUGUAUGUGAAGUAUUGUAUUUGUGUUUUAAAUUUUGCGUUAUCGUGUGUUUCUUGUUGAGUAAUUUGAUGUAAACUAUUAAAUUAAACAAGUAUACAUUUU